Aegilops tauschii subsp. strangulata is the source of this 1010-nucleotide messenger RNA. RefSeq lists its product as uncharacterized. The record is from RefSeq and is a predicted model, not a curated record. NCBI's taxonomy places the organism in Eukaryota, Viridiplantae, Streptophyta, Magnoliopsida, Poales, Poaceae. Gene Ontology annotation, molecular function: zinc ion binding.
CUCGCUCUGUUCUUGGUCGCCGCACCCGUCGCCGCCGCGCCGCAGCGCCAUGGUGUCGUGGAGUGAUGGGUCGGAUAGCAGCGAGCACACCAGGCAGUACAUGAGCUCAGAUUCCGACGACGGCACCAUUAAGGUUCCUGCUAGCACCGAAGACUCAGAUUUCGAGGGCCCUGAGACAGAUAUGUAUGUUUUGUGCCAUGGACACGGGAAGGCAGCAGAAAGGCGCGUUGCUUUCGAAGGGAUUCACACUGGCAGGAGGUUUCUUUGUUGUGCAGAGAAGGAAGGUAAAAACUGUGGACUAGUAGAAUGGAUUGAUCCAUCUUGGCCCACUACCCUUGAGAAUGCACUGUCCAAGUUGUGGUCUAUGUAUGAACAGAGUAAGAUGGACAGAAAUGAGCAAUGUCUGAUGCAUUCAUUUACUGUUCAUGACCUGACACAAGAGAAGAAGAAACUCCAGGCCAGCUAUGAGAAGUUGGUUGAAGAUGUCAAUGCACUUAUGGAUGCCCAGGAGCAGAGGGCAGUGAUAGAAAGGAAAGAUGCUGAAACAACCAAGUUGCAGGAGAAGUAUGACACUUUGAAGAACAUAGCAGCUGCUCAAGGUACUGUCAUUAGGAACAUGAAGUUGAAGCUAGCUGAAGAGAAGAAGAAUUUGCAGAUCCACAUUGAUGAGCUCAAGAAGACAGUUGAAGAGAGCAAUGUGAAGCUGGAGGGGAUCAAGGCCAUCAUAAAUGGAUAAGCAGUGCAAGAUAAGAAUGGGCAAUAUCAUUUGGCAUUUGCUGACCUUUUGCAGGGUGUGGUUUGGCAUUUGUUGUAAUGAUAGUAGUUUAAAUUCUAUUAACUAUGAGUACUCCUGAACUAUGGAUAUGUAAUCUUAAGAAAGAUGUUUGCAUUUGAACUAGUGCUGAAUGUGGUGCUAUUUGAACUAGUGCUGAAUGUCAAACUAUGAUUAUGUAUGGAGUUGAACUAGUGCUGAAUUUGGUGGUAUUUAGAGCUGGUUAAUGUUAUCUUAA